AUGUACUGCACAGCACUCACCGGCAGCAGCCAGCGCGCCCACGCCCAGGCGCCCGCCACUGCUGGAGGAUGCGACAUGUGCAUCCACACCACCAGCACCAUACCCCGGGGCCACACCACCAGCACCAUACCCCUGGGCCACACCACCAGCACCAUACCCCGGGGCCACACCACCAGCACCAUACCCCGGGGCCACACCACCAGCACCAUACCCCUGGGCCACACCACCAGCACCAUACCCCGGGGCCACACCACCAGCACCAUACCCCGGGGCCACACCACACAGACCUUACCCCGGGGCCACACCACCAGCACCAUACCCCGGGGCCACACCACCAGCACCAUACCCCGGAGCCACACCACGAGCACCAUACCCCGGGGCCUCACCACCAGCACCAUACCCCGGGGCCACACCACCAGCACCAUACCCCGGGGCCACACCACCAGCACCAUACCCCCGAGCCACACCACUCAGACCAUACCCCGGGGCCACACCACCCAGACCAUACCCCGGAGCCAUACCACCCAGACCAUACCCCGGGGCCACAGCACCCAGACCAUACCCCGGGUGCCACGGCCCAGCGUCACGCCGGUGCCUUCGCCGCGCCCCGCCGCCGCGCCAGCCACCGGCCGGGGCGGCUGA
Molecule: messenger RNA, 642 nt
Organism: Eriocheir sinensis (Chinese mitten crab)
Lineage: Eukaryota; Metazoa; Arthropoda; Malacostraca; Decapoda; Varunidae
Product: integumentary mucin A.1-like
Exons: 3
Coding region: 1-642 (213 amino acids)
Source: RefSeq, a predicted model, not a curated record